AUGCCGGACAAUUCGCCCAGCGUCAAGGUGAGCGCUGUCCGUGACACCUAUGGGGCUGAGGUCCGCUUUUGCAAGCCCACGCAAGAGGCAAGAGAGGCCAUGUCUGCGGCCGUGGUCGCAGAGCUGAGGGCCAAGCACGGGGAAGAGCGGGCGGAGGAGAUCCACCCAAACCAGGACGUGCGGGUAGUGAACGGCCAGGGCUCCGUGGCCAUGGAGCUGCUGGAGCAGCAGCCGGACCUGGACGCCCUCGUGGUUUCGAUUGGCGGCGGCGGCUUGAUCGGCGGGGUUGCCACUUACGCGAAGUCGGUGAACAGCAAGAUCAAAAUCAUAGGUGCGGAGCCUGAAUGUGCGAAGAGCGCAUUCAUGUCGAAGAAGGCAGGUCAUUUGGUUACAAACCCGCCCAACGCGGUCAUCGACACCAUUGCCGAUUCUGUGAAGAGCAGCCUGGGUCCGACCACGUAUCCUUUGGUGCGGGACCUGGUGGACGAUGUCUUCACCGCCUCAGAGCAGGAGAUCGAAGAUGCCACAAAGUUCAUGAUGGAAAGGGCCAAGCAGGUGGUCGAGCCCGGCUGCGGCCUGGCUGUGGCCGUGGCCACCUCCGGCCAGCUCUACCAGAGAUACCCAGACCUGCGGAAGGUGGGUGUGGUGCUUUGUGGUGGUAACGUCGACUUGGAGAAUUUGCCCUGGUGCCGCAAAAGGAAAGCGGACGCGACGGCUCAGCCGCCAGGCAAAGCCACAAAAGUGUGA
Molecule: messenger RNA, 747 nt
Organism: Effrenium voratum
Lineage: Eukaryota; Dinophyceae; Suessiales; Symbiodiniaceae
Source: the annotation of a GenBank genome assembly